This is a messenger RNA of Adineta steineri, 411 nucleotides long. Lineage: Eukaryota; Metazoa; Rotifera; Eurotatoria; Adinetida; Adinetidae. The record is from the annotation of a GenBank genome assembly.
AUGGGAGAUAUAGGAGUACAAUAUCUUGCUGAUGUUCUACGAGUAAACACGACACUCAUCACAAUUGAACUCGAAUGCAAUCAAAUUGGAGAUAAAGGAGCACAACAUUUAGCUGAUGCCUUACGAAUGAACACGACGCUCACCACACUUGACCUCGGCAACAAUCGAAUUAGAGAUGUCGGAUUACAAUAUCUAGCUAAUGCCUUACAACUGAACAAGACACUCACUACACUUAAAAUCGGCGUAAAUCAAUUUGGAGAUGCAGGAAUACAACAUCUAAGUGAUACCCUACGAGUAAACACGACACUCACUAUAGUCAAACUCUACAACAAUAGAAUUGGAGAUGCAGGAUUAGAAUAUCUUGCUGGUGCCUUAGGAGUAAAUACGGUGAGAGAAAGAAUCUCUUCCUAG